CCUCUGAGGUACUUUGAGGAUGUGACAGCAGCUGUGUCAGAGACCAGAGAUAAACUACAGGACAUUCUGAGAGACAAAUGGACAAACAUCUCACUGACUGAAGUGGAUGUUUUACUGUCACCACCACAACCAGAGCCAAAGACCAGAGCUGGAUUCUUAAAAUAUUCACGGGAACUCACACUGGAUCCAAACACAGCACAUUUAAAUGUGGUAUUAUUUGAAGGGAAUAGAAAAGCAAAAGCAAUUAAAAAACAACAGCCUUAUUUUGAUCAUCCAGAUAGAUUCACUAAAUGGUAUCAAGUCCUGAGUAGAGAGAGUUUGACUGGACGUUGUUACUGGGAGGUGGAGUGGAGAGGGAGUGAAACUGAUAUAGCAGUCUCAUACAAGGAUAUUAACAGAUUAAGGACAACAUUUGGAUAUAAUGAUAUAUCUUGGGCAGUGCGCUGUGACAGAAACGGUUAUGAAUUUUGGCACAACAAAGUCCAAACUGUCCUCUCAGGUCCUCGGUCCUCCAGAGUAGGAGUGUACCUGGAUCACAGAGCAGGUAUUCUGUCUUUCUACAGCGUCUCUAAAAACAUGACUCUCCUCCACAGAGUCCAGACCACAUUCACUCAGCCGCUCUAUGCUGGAUUUUUGUUUUCUGAAGGAGACACUGCAGAAUUCAUUAAACUGUAAAAGAUAGAAGAUGCAGUUAGUUUAAAUGUGUCUUUCAGUUUCCAGUUUCAUUGUUAUGGUGUUUAAGCUUCACAUAGAUCACCUGUCAGUCACUCUUUAUAAGUUCUACUUUCAGAUUUUAUUAAUUGUCUUCUAGUUAAUUGUUGUUUUUGUUUGAUUUGGCGCUACUUACUGUGUUUGUUUUGCCAAAGAGGCUCUCACUGCUCAUGAUUUUUAUUCAGCAAAGGUAACAUUGUAUAGUUUGGUUUGGAAAUAUUUUCCGGAUUUUACUGAUUUCGCGUUUGAACAAAAUGAAGUUUUAAAUCAGGGCUGAAGCAGUUUUUUUUGUCAUAUAUGCUUAAGUGUGUCAUUAUCAUUCUUGUUUCCAAUAUUGUCAGGGAGUAUUCUAGUAAUAUUUUGUAUUAUGGUUUAUAUUCAGGUUCAUUUAUAGUCUUAGUUAUUCUAUUGUGAGUUUCUCUUAUUCCCUGUUUAGCUUUUGAUUAUUAGACUCCCGCUUGUGUCUUUGCCCUCUGUGUCUCUCUCUUUGUGCUGUAUUUAUAUAUAUUGAGUUCUUGUGUCUUGUUUCCCUCCUCGUGUUUCAUUCUUUGUUCUCCAAUGCUUGCCAUGUGUAUCCAUGUUUCCCCAGUCUGUCAUGUCUCUCUUGUCUCCUCUUUCACUCCCUCGUACUCUCUCGGCUGCCUUUCCUCUACUCCUGUGUUAUGUCCCUCUGUUUCCUGUUUGUCGUGUUUCCAUGUUUGGUGUGUCUGGUUUUGCUUCCCGAGAUGAAAUGUAAAAAAACUCAUGUGUAUCAACAAUGGACACGUGUGGAACACAGUUUGUAAAAGUUUGUGUCUGAAGACCUUUGCAUUUGUUUUCAUAGUUUUUAACAAUAUUUUUGUUAAAACGUUUAAAUCAACCAUUAAUAGGGACUUAAAAAAAGCAUAUACCACUUCCCUGUUUGCAAUAUUCAAGACGAUUUAAGAAAUGUAGUAAAUGUAAAUGCAAAUGUAGUAAAGACAAAGCUGGAAUCCAUAUUAAAAAAUCAAGUUUGACAUUGUUUUUCUAAUCCAGUGCAUAACAUUUGGUCUGAGUGGUUUUUUUUUUGGCUGUAGCAAACAAAUUAUUUUGAUGUGAUUUUGCAAGCACAGAAGUUGUCAGCUGAUAAUAAAAAAUAAA
This is a messenger RNA of Haplochromis burtoni (Burton's mouthbrooder), 1830 nucleotides long. RefSeq names its product tripartite motif-containing protein 16-like. The annotation marks the transcript as partial. The transcript has a single exon. Gene Ontology annotation, molecular function: protein binding. NCBI's taxonomy places the organism in Eukaryota, Metazoa, Chordata, Actinopteri, Cichliformes, Cichlidae. The record is from RefSeq and is a predicted model, not a curated record.